Trematomus bernacchii (emerald rockcod) is the source of this 4935-nucleotide messenger RNA. It is a transcript of the gene abcb4, whose product is annotated as ATP-binding cassette, sub-family B (MDR/TAP), member 4. Gene Ontology annotation, cellular component: membrane. Gene Ontology annotation, molecular function: ATP hydrolysis activity; ABC-type transporter activity; ATP binding. The transcript is spliced from 28 exons. The record is from RefSeq and is a predicted model, not a curated record. NCBI's taxonomy places the organism in Eukaryota, Metazoa, Chordata, Actinopteri, Perciformes, Nototheniidae. Gene Ontology annotation, biological process: transmembrane transport. The coding region runs from base 268 to 4125 and encodes 1285 amino acids.
GCUAUGAAGCUCAGACCAGAUGACCGGGAGAGUCACUGACAGCCAGCAGCACUGAGAAACACGGGCAGGUCAAAGCUGCACUUUAUUUAUCUGAAGCUCUUUCGUCCCGGGAUAGAGUACCCUACAAUAAAAACACGUGAGGAGGGGAGAGAGAGAGAGAGAGAGGAGGAGGAGGAGGAAGCGUUGGACAGGCGCGCUUGUGAUCACCACCUCUGUCAAAAAUAGACCGGCGGACUGAGAGGGGUUGCGAGAGAAACGGACCCAGCCAUGGAUAAGAAGGACGACGCGGAAAUGAUGGACGCACCCAAACACCAACAAAAUGGGGAUUUAAGUAAAAGCAAGAAGAAAGGAAAGAAGAAAGAGAAAGAACCAAAAUUGCCCAUGGUUGGCGCCAUUGGUGUGUUUAGGUUUGCAAGCGGCGUGGACAUUCUGUUGAUCCUGACUGGGACGCUCUGUGCUAUGGUUCACGGUGUCAUUCUUCCUCUCAUGUGUAUUGUGUUCGGGGACAUGACAGACAGCUUUAUAAAUGACUCUGCGAUGAGCCAAUACAACAGCAGCAUCCCCAAUGCCACAGCACCAAGAAACAGCACCUUACAAGCAGAAAUGAAGAGCUUUGCCAUCAGCUACUCCAUCCUGGGAUUCGUCGUGCUGCUGGUUGCCUACGGGCAGGUGGCCUUCUGGACGCUGGCCGCUGGACGGCAGGCCACACGCAUCCGCAAGCUGUUUUUCCACCACAUCAUGCAGCAGGACAUCGGCUGGUACGAUGUCACUGAAACAGGAGAGCUCAACACGCGUCUCACAGAUGAUGUCUAUAAGAUCCAAGAAGGAAUUGGCGACAAAGCUGGGAGGCUUCUCCAGGCCUUUACCACCUUCGUCACAGCGUUUGUCAUCGGCUUCAUCAAAGGCUGGAAGCUCACCCUCGUCAUCCUGGCUGUUAGCCCUGCGCUGGCCAUUGCAGCUGGAAUCUUCUCCAAGGUGCUGGCGACUUUCACUACUAAAGAGCAGACUGCAUAUGCCAAAGCUGGAGCUGUGGCAGAAGAGGUGCUCUCUGCUAUCAGGACAGUGUUUGCCUUCAAUGGUCAGGACAGAGAAAUCAAGAGAUACAAUAAGAACUUGGAGGAUGCAAAGAAUAUGGGAAUAAAGAAGGCGACAUCUGCUAACUUUUCCAUGGGCCUCACCUUCCUGUUGAUCUACCUGUCCUACGCUCUGGCCUUCUGGUACGGAAGUACGCUCGUCCUGAGUAAAGAGUACACCAUUGGAUCCGUACUCACCGUGUUCUUCACCGUGCUGAUUGGAGCGUUCGCUGUGGGACAGACCUCUCCCAACAUCCAGACUUUCGCCAGCGCCCGGGGAGCUGCAUAUAAAGUGUACAGCAUUAUUGAUCAUAAACCGGCCAUCGACAGUUAUUCAGAGGCCGGCUUCAAGCCUGACUCCAUCAAAGGAAACAUUGAGUUCAAGAACAUCCGCUUCAGCUACCCCUCAAGACCAGACAUCCAAGUUUUAAACGACUUGUCUCUGAGUGUGAAGAGUGGACAGACCAUUGCCUUGGUAGGGAGCAGCGGCUGUGGGAAGAGCACAAUGAUCCAGCUGCUGCAGAGGUUCUACGAUCCUCAGGAAGGAUCUGUGACUAUUGACGGGCACGACAUCCGUUCUCUUAACAUCCGCUACUUGAGAGAGAUGAUCGGCGUGGUGAGUCAGGAGCCUGUUCUCUUCGCCACCACCAUCGUGGAGAACAUCAGAUACGGCCGACUUGACGUGACCAAACAGGAGAUCGAACAAGCUGCCAAGGAGGCCAAUGCAUACGACUUCAUUAUGAGCCUUCCUGACACGUUUGAGACGAUGGUCGGAGACCGAGGAACUCAAAUGAGUGGCGGACAGAAGCAGAGGAUCGCAAUUGCUCGAGCUCUAGUCCGCAACCCCAAAAUCCUUCUGUUGGACGAAGCCACAUCUGCGCUUGAUGCUGAGAGUGAGACCAUUGUGCAAUCUGCACUCGACAAGGUCCGACUCGGUCGUACCACCAUCGUUGUUGCCCACCGCCUGUCAACCAUCAGAAACGCUGACGUCAUCGCUGGCUUCCAGAAAGGUGAAGUUGUAGAGUUGGGGAGUCACAGCAAACUGAUGGAAGAAAAGGGAGUCUACCACAAACUGGUCACCAUGCAGACUUUCCAGAAAGAGGAGGAGAUGGAUGAGGCAGAGUGUGAGCCGUCUGCUGAGGAGAAGAGCCCGUUAGUCCAUACCAACUCUCGCUCCUCUCUGAAAAAUAGGAAGACCACAAGAGGCUCCUCCUUCGCUGUCUCAGAGGCAGACAAAGAGGAGAAAGAAAAGUUAGAUGAGGAGAAAUUGGAGGAGGAUGAAAAUAUUCCCCCUGUGUCGUUCUUCAAAAUAAUGCGUCUCAACAUUCCUGAGUGGCCUUACAUUUUGGUGGGGACGAUCUGUGCCAUCAUCAACGGCGUCAUGCAGCCACUGUUCGCCAUCAUCUUCUCCAACAUCAUCACUGUGUUUGCACAUCCAGAUCCAGCCGUCAUCAGGACAAGAGCUUCGUACUUUUCUCUGAUGUUUGUUCUUAUUGGAGCGGUGUCCUUUGUCGCCAUGUUUUUCCAGGGCUUCUGUUUUGGGAAAUCUGGAGAGAUCCUGACUCUUAAACUGAGACUCGGGGCCUUCAAAGCCAUGAUGAGACAGGACCUUGGCUGGUUUGACAACCCCAAAAACAGUGUUGGAGCGCUCACUACGAGACUGGCCACAGACGCAGCCCAAGUGCAAGGGGCUACAGGAGUGCGUAUGGCCACGCUGGCCCAGAAUCUCGCCAACAUGGGCACCAGCAUUAUCAUCUCCUUCGUGUACGGCUGGGAGCUGACGCUGCUCGUCCUGUCGGUGGUGCCCUUCAUGGCAGUGGCCGGCGCUGUGGAGAUGAAGGCGCUCACUGGACACGCUACUGAAGACAAGAAGGAGCUGGAGAAGUCUGGAAAGAUUGCUACAGAGGCCAUUGACAAUAUCCGUACUGUUGUCUCCCUUAACAGAGAACCAAAGUUUGAGUCUUUGUAUCAGGAAAACUUAGAAAUACCAUUCAGGAACUCCCAGAGAAAUGCCCACGUGCACGGUCUCACCUUCUCCUUCAGCCAGGCCAUGAUCUACUUUGCCUACGCGGGCUGUUUCCGCUUUGGAGCUUGGCUUGUUGAGGAGAACAGAAUGGAUAUUCAGGGAGUAUUCCUUGUGGUUUCUGCUAUUCUGUACGGAGCCAUGGCUCUCGGAGAGGCCAACUCCUUCGCUCCAAACUACGCUAAGGCCAAAAUCUCAGCUGCCCACCUCAUGGCACUGAUGGGCAGAGAGCCCGCCAUUGAUAAUCUAUCCCAGGCGGGAGAGUCACCGGACACAUUUGAUGGUAAUGUGCAAUUUGACAGUGUUAUGUUUAACUACCCGUCACGCCCUGAUGUGCAAAUCCUGCAAGGGCUGAAUCUGAAGGUGAGGAAGGGAGAGACUCUGGCCUUGGUGGGGAGCAGUGGCUGUGGAAAGAGCACCACCAUCCAGCUGCUGGAGAGGUUCUACGACCCCAGAGAGGGGAGAGUGCUUCUGGACAAUAAAAAUGCACAAGAGCUGAACAUCCAUUGGUUGAGAUCUCAGAUAGGCAUCGUGUCCCAGGAGCCCGUGCUGUUUGACUGCACGAUAGCCGAAAACAUCGCCUAUGGAGACAACAGCCGCAUUGCAUCGCAGGCGGAGAUAGAGGAAGCUGCCAAAGCGGCCAACAUCCACAGCUUCAUCGAUAGCCUGCCACAGAAGUACAACACUCAGGCCGGUGAUAAGGGAACGCAGCUGUCAGGUGGUCAGAAGCAGCGUGUAGCCAUAGCCCGAGCUAUCCUCCGCAACCCCAAAGUGCUGCUUCUGGACGAGGCCACCUCCGCACUCGACACUGAGAGUGAGAAGGUGGUGCAGGAGGCGUUAGACGAGGCCAGUAAGGGCAGGACGUGCAUCAUUGUGGCCCACCGUCUGUCCACCAUCCAAAACGCAGACCGCAUCGCUGUCUUCAAGGGAGGAGUGGUGGUGGAAGAGGGGACACAUCAACAGCUGCUGGCCAAAAAGGGAUUCUACUUCAUGCUGGUCACCACACAGAUGGGACACGGGAGGAAAUAAGAGGACAUAAGAGAGCAAUACAACACUGAUGUGUCCGGAAAUAUUCAUGUUUCCCUGUCCUGCUUUAGUAGAGCAAUGAAUGUGAUCAUCAGACAAGUCAAAAAGCCAAGUCAAACUCCUGUAUGUGUAUGUAUGUGUUCAUUAGCUGUCACUUCUAAGGGCCUUUUUCACAGGAGAUAUCAUUUGAUAUGUGACAGUAGGAGAUGUGCAGAUGUUAAUAAGAUCACAGAUACUUGUAUUGUGCAUGCUGGCUUACUGAAUAUUUUUAGUAACACCUGCUCUUCUACUAUCACAAGUCAAAAUGUCUGCUGUUUUUUCCCCCCAAGUUUGUGCCUUGAACACAUGGACUCCUGUUUUCCUUUCUUUAUAAAAGGUGGACCUACUUGUUGCCAAUACGCCUUAGCUGUUGAUUUCUGGUGCCAUCUUCUGUUAAGCGUUAAAUACUACUGAUGUAGAGAGAUUAAAGAUAGCGAUACACUGGAUUUAUUAUGCAUGAUAGGGCAUUAAGUAUACAUCUGACACAGGGAUCAUCUUUACAAAUGUUCUACAGGAUAUGUAUUUGAGCGAUUUUUUUUAUAAUUACUAUGUUGAUUGUCAUGAUGGAGAGUAUCUUUUGUGUUAAUAGUUGAAUAUAAGUGCCUAAAAAAAGAAAAAUAUUGUACACACAGGGCUGUUCAGAGUUUAAUUUUUUUAUUGUCACACUUUGGUUGCAACCACAAGGAAUCCUAUUGUUUCUACAAAUGCAAGGAAGGACUAACCUUCUUGUAAAACUUGCCUUUAUGUAACUAUUAAAGUUUUUUCAUUCAGUAA